Messenger RNA from Ixodes scapularis (black-legged tick), 4625 nucleotides. RefSeq names its product centrosomal protein of 83 kDa. The coding region runs from base 67 to 2184 and encodes 705 amino acids. Lineage: Eukaryota; Metazoa; Arthropoda; Arachnida; Ixodida; Ixodidae. The transcript is spliced from 10 exons. The record is from RefSeq and is a predicted model, not a curated record.
UCCAGCGGUUGUUACGAAUGUUUGUUGUGGAUACAACGCGUGCCACCAGCUAUCCGUCCACUGGCGAUGACCAAUGCUAACGAGCCAACGGUGGGAGAGCUUCGCGUGAUGCUAGCUGACGAGAGGCGCAGCAGCCAGCAGCAUCGCACCGAUUUGGACAAGUUAAAGGCUGCACACGUCAGCUUGCAGGAGGACUAUGUGAGGCUUCAGAAGGACUUGAGAGAUGCUCUGCAGUCUAUCCAGGACGUCCGAGCAAACCAUGCUAAUAUUCUACAGAGAGCAGACAAAGUCAUCACUCAGAAAGACGCUAUCAUCAAGGAAAUCCGAGUUCAGCUGAGCUCUACGGAUCGUAGGAAACUACGGACAGAAAUAGAGGAGGAAGUUCGGGCAAACUUUGCUGAGUAUGUUCAGCAGCAACAGCUGAGCCACGAAAAAGCAAGGCUGUCGCUUCAUGAAGCGAACCGGGAAAAUGCAAUGUUAAAAGCUCAACUUGAGAAUGAGAGACGGGCCCACCAAAGGUCAGAAGAGGAGCUUAAACUCAAACAGAAGGCCGAGAUCAACAGACUUCAAGUUGAGCUGCAGCGUCUUCAUUCCCAAGAAAACCCCACAGGUGCUCACGAGGUGCUGAGCCGAUUGCUGAAACUUCAGCGAGAAUAUGCAGAUUUACAGUUAAAAAUGAAGAAUACUCUAAUAGAAUCUAAAGAUGCAAAACGGGACAAGGAUGCUGUUUUUGCUGAGCAGAAGGUGCAAUUGCAAAGGCAUGCCGAAGAAAUGGCAGCAGCUGAAGACUUAAGGCGGAACUUGGAGACAAAGCUGAGGAGCGCCCAGUCACAACGAGAUGCUUUUGAUCAGACGGUGUGCAAGUUCAGACAAGAGGUUGGCAACCUUUCCCUGCAACUUAGCAGCCUUGAGGAAGAAAAGCUGAAGCUGAAGGGACAGCUUGCAGACUCUGAACAGCGGCACAAAGCUGAGUUGUUGCAGCUGAAGUUAGACACUGUGAAGCAGAAGGCUGAACUGGAGAACACACAUAGAAAAGCUAUGGUGGAGUUAACAAAUGCCAAACUGGACGCCAAACUAGCACUGAAAGCUGCCAACGAACACAAGAGGACAGCUGCUGAGAAAGAGAAGGAGACAGAACGGAGGCACCAGCUGACACGGACCAAAGACUGGGACCGUGCCCGGCAACUGGAAUCUGAGAAAGUGCUUUUGGAGGCCCAGCUUUCGGAGGUGGCCACUGCCAAGGCUGCAGCCGACCAGAGACUGAUGGAAGCCGAGAAGCAGAUGAAGCGGCUUAAGCAGGCCCAGGAGAGCCAGCGUCAAGAACUCGAGGAAGAGAUGCUGGCUCUCAGGACCAGGCUGAAGGCGAGCUUGGCCGUCAGGGAGGACACCAACAAGGUGACUGCCGAAAACCACGUUCUACGACAGAAGCUGGAGCUUUUGGAAGAAGAGCGCAGGAAAGACCGGGCAGCAAUCGAAGGCACAAUGCAGCAGAAGGACGGCCUUUCGGAGACGGUCGAGAGGCUGAAGUCGGAGCUUCAGGGUGCCCAAUUAGAUGUUAUGAAGAUUAACGAGCAGAAUCAAAAAGUCAACAUGCAGAUGAAGUUGUCAUGGGAACAGGAGAAAUAUGACUAUGUAAAACGAAUUGAGGAGCUUGAGUCUGACUUAAGACAGGCUCACAAAGAGUUCAACAGGAAACUGAGAUCUCUUAAACAGAAAAACAAACAAUUUCAGAAGACUGUAAGUGCUUACCAUGCCAAAAUCAAGGAGCUGAAAUCAGCAAACCGCCAGAUUGAAUCUGAGGCACACCAGCUCAGGCAGAAUGUGCCACUCGAUAUUCACAACCAACUUCAGCAUAAACUGAAGAAACUGCGUAGGAAACAGCAAGAGUUUCGAUCUUUGCUAGACUUCUCCCCACCCCCAGAGGAAGAAGGAAAAGCUCAAGGCACUGGUGACCUCGCUGCUACCACAAGAAAGCAAAGCAGUGACAUUUUUGAAGUGAAGAAGAAGCUGGAUCACCUUGAUGCACAGCAGCAAAAGCAGAUGGAUCAGCUGACAAUGUUGGUGAACCAAUUAUCUACGAAACUGCAAGAAAGCUCACCAAGCAAUGUCAGCAGCUGCUUGUCAAUGAAGCAAAGUGCGGAAUCCGAGUCCAGCUCGGAGUCUGCAAGCACCAAGAAGAGCUGAGCUCCCAAAGCAUGUGUCAAAGUAUGAAAAUAUAAUUUGAAAUUUACUCAACAGGCUUCAUACUAUCUAACUAUACUUGGCAUCAACUAUUUUGUGCUAUAUUGUCAAAGCUAGCAUAGCUUUCACAGUGCCACAACAUGUCUCCUUUGCUUGAGAGCGAGUGCGAAUGAGAUGCAAGAUGAAGCCACACGCUAUCGUAGUAGUGCAGAGCUGCAGGACUCUGGAAGAUGUUUUAGCCUUGACAACGUAGCACUAAAUAGCUGAUGCCAAGUAUAGAAUAAUAGACAUGAGACUAGAUGAAUAAACUUUCAGUUCAAGUCACAUGUUUAUAAUUGGACGUGUGUAAACUUUGCACAAAAAAAAGAAAGAAAAGCUAUAGGAUAUGGGAUGUAGCAAUCCUGAUCUGAAAAAAAUAACUUGGUGGUAUACACCGUAAAAUACUGCGGAAGUGCCUACUUCGUUCAAGCGCCCACUAUUACUAUUUCCCCAAACUUGGGAAUUUUGCAAAGUAUACAUUAAGUGCCCGAUUUGACCGGACAAGUUCCCAUGUCUAGAUUAACCCAGUUUUCAGUGAAAGUGCUGUGGGCACUCCCCCGGUAUUUUGCGCUGUAUAGGGUGUCUGAAAUACGAAGGCUGAAUCUAAAAUGGGCUGUAAAAGUCGCCGCCUGCACGUAACAUUCUAAACUUGUUGUCAAAGUUGAAUUUCACAGGCGAGUUUAUUUUGUAAAAUCACAGAGUAUAGCUCCCUUUCUGUAAAAAAUAGGGCCAAAAAUCUUGCCAGGGUCAAUGGCGGAUGGCAACGCACACGACCUAGUCGAGUGGCGGGGCGCGUUUGAUGCACGUAUUGAUAGAUGGUAUCAAAAGCACUGUUGGAAAACGUAGCCGAUCAACGAAAAAAGGCAGACGACGUCAAACGAAAUUUGUCGGCAGCAAGAGCGCUGUCGUUAUGUAACCGCAUUUUCUUUUUUGUUAGUUCAGGUUUUGCUAUCAUUGUCCACAUUUAUUUUUAAACCAAAGUAAAGGUACAUUACAAAAAACUUGUGCUCAUUUUAAUAGACCAUGGUCAUCGCGAGCAGUCUUGAUGAGGAGGUAGCACCAUGUAUCAAUACAUGCGCCAAACACGCCCCACGACUCGACUUCGUCGUCUUCAUCGCCGUCCACCAUUGACCCUGGCAAGUUUCUGGCCCUUUUUUUUACAGAAAGACAGCUACAUUUGUAAUUUUACAAGGUAAAACCCACUUGUGAAAUACACCUUUGACGAAAAGCUUAAGCUACUAACAGGUGCCAAUUUUUACGGCCCAUUUUAGAUCCAGCCUUGGUAUUGCAGACACCCUAUAUAUCGGCUCUCCAUGGAAUGAAAGUACAGACCUCAAAGAGUCUGUAUAAAAUUCAAAGUUAACCGAGAUGCUAUAUGGCCCAGUUGUCUUUGGCAUAUUUCACAACUAGUACUAGCGCCUAUUAGUAUAUUUAACGUCAUCAUGCGUGUUUGAUACACCUGCCCCAAUCCUUUGAAAUAAAAAGACCCGUGUAACACUUAAAAAUUCUACAACCCCGUGCGGCUAUCGUGACAUCGCGAAGCUCCAAAAUAGUUUCACCGUCCACGCUGCACUUACAAUCGUUCCCGUGAGGACAACAAAAACGAUGGCGCGGAUUUUCCAGUGAGUCCUCGAUGCUCUGAGAGUCCGGACGACGUCUUCAACCUGUUUCCUGGUAUGGGCCGGGUCCGUCGAGUUGUCGAUCACGAAGUCGGCCAAUGCGCACUUCUGCUCAAGGGGCAGUUGCGCUCGGAUUCGGCUCUGCGCGUCCUCGGCGCUCAGUCCGUUCCUCAGCAUCAGCCGAAUCAGCUGCUGCUCCGGCGUACAGUUCACCACGAUGACCUUGUGGAGGAACCGUAGCACGGUCUUGGUCUCAUAGAGUAAAGGCACGUCGAUGACGACGAACUGAUGUCCCUUGAGCAUCAACUUCAGGCACUGGGCUGCCAUCUCUUUGUGAAUCUCGGGAUGAGUGAUCCGGUUCAGCACUUUCCGCCUGGUGACGUCGCUGAACACGAUGCGCCCGAGAGCGGGACGGUCUAGCUGACCGUUGCUGAGGAAGACCUCGGCGCCGAAUUCGCGUCGGAUCUUGAACCAUGCCGGCUUUCCCGGUUCGACCACGUCUCGCGCGAUGCGGUCGGCGUCGAUCACUUCGACGUCGAGGCUUCGGAGGAUGCCCGUUACGCUGCUCUUUCCAGAGGCGAUGCCACCGGUGAGUCCCACCAGAUACAUGGUGUGGUUCGCUGUGGGUACCGCAGCGGAUCUUCCAGGUGAUCACGUCUCAAUCUCGCAGCGUUUUUGAUCUGGAGAAUGCUUGGAGAAGGAAGACUGCGGGCAACGAAGGACAGGCCAGCGACCGGGAAAACUUGGGAGGAAAAAUGGGCCGAGAUUUCACCAUAACACGUUCUC